Molecule: messenger RNA, 1695 nt
Organism: Salvia hispanica
Lineage: Eukaryota; Viridiplantae; Streptophyta; Magnoliopsida; Lamiales; Lamiaceae
Source: RefSeq, a predicted model, not a curated record
UUUCUCUCUGAAUAUUUCCUUGGGCCCCUUUUUCAUUUUUCCCACCAUCUAUAAUUAAGCCUUCAACAAGCAGCAACUGCCCACACCGCUCUUCCAUAUUUAUUUCUUUACGACCAAACCUUGAUUUUUUUCUCCAUAUCCAAAAUUCGGUAUAAUGGCGCAACAGCUCGACGAUGCUGAGUUCUGGCUUCCCUCCGAGUUUCUAACGGACGAUGAUUUGCUCAUGGACUUCAAGACUGAGAAGAGAGGCGACGCGUUUUGCAACUCGGAUCUGAGUUCACCCGGCUCCGAGAGCGACGAAGACGAUUUCGCCCCCGGGUUAGCUCGUAAGAUAGCUCACACCCCCAAUUUCUCCACCGACCACGCUUCCAAGGGCUGGAAGCUGUCCGGGUCGCCGCAAUCCACUCUCUGCGGGUUCAAACCCGGGUCAAGCCAGAGCAGUCCGAAUAGCGCGUCGAGGGUUUCUUCGCCGCCGGUGCCGAAGGAAAACAUUGGCUGGGAUUUGCUGUGUGCUGCUGCAGGGGAAGUUCAGAGGAUGCGGAUGACUGAAGAAACGGCGCCGUUCCACUCCAACAAACCCUUCGCCGCCACCGUCCCUGUCAAAACGCCUCCGGCACCUGCUUACUACCCCAGCCAGGCUCAUAUCGCUUUCCUCCAGUUGCAGGCGUCUCAUUUUCAACGGAUGAAGCAGCAGCACAUGUUUAAAAAUGGCGUGUGGGGCCAGCAACAGCAGGGGAAAGUGGAAUACCAUCAAUUUCAGAACAAAAACGGAAAAAUCGACGGAGAAUUGGGGAUAAAUCCACCCCAACGUUUAUCGAUGGCGUGUUGGCCUACUCUGCAGCAGUCUCAGCAGCAGCAACCCGGUUCAGGAAUGAGGGCGGUUUUUCUCGGAGAAACCGGCGCUAAAAAGGAACGAACCGGAACCGGAGUUUUUUUGCCCCGGAGAUUUGGAACUGCCCCCGCCGAAAAUCGCAAUAAACCAGUUUGCUCGACUGUAUUGUUACCAGACAGAGUUGUUCACGCAUUAAACUUGAAUCUGGAUGGCGGUUUGAAGGAAAGAAACAACAAUGCUCUCUUCUCACAGCAGAGGAGAAGCCCGCCCGCCGCCGCCCCAACGAGGAGUCAAGAACUCAGGCUUCCACAAGAGUGGACAUAUUAAAGCUUGCAUCUUUAAUUUUGAAGUGAUUUGAUUGAAUUUUUCCAAGUUUGCUAGGACAAGGAAUAUGGGUAUACUAGUGUUUUUUGUGACAGAUGGAUUAGUGGCUAGUGUUAUAGGAUAGUGAAUUAUUACUUAUGAUUAAAGGGAUUAGCAGGAAAUGUUGUUUAUUUAAUUCUAUUUUAGGUUAUAAAGCUACACAAGGGAAGAAGAAAUAAACUCGUCAGAAGAAGAGAGGGUUUUCUUUUGUUGGGCUCGAGGUACAAGAAAGUUGAAGAUGACAGCUUCUUUUGGUUGUUGCUUUUGUUUGAGAUUAGAAGAUUAUGAUUAAUAAUAAAGGAAGGGAUGUACCAGUAGGUUAUUAAUUAAUUAUUUUAAUUAUAGUAGUGAAUGCCUCUAAAAUUGUGGAGGGUUUUUGAUCUGUGGAGUUGGAGUUUCGUUUUGGGUGAAACUCCGGCCUGUUUUUUUUUUUUAAAUUCUAUUGUAUUUUUGUUUUAAAUUAAUGAUGGUUUGUUUAUUAGUGAAUGCCCAUUUGCAUU